AUGAGGUCGGAGCCAUCAGACGAUUGCUCACUGAACUGGAGGGCCUGUGAAAGACAUGCCAGUUGCACCAUGAUGCAAAUAUUUUCACUGAAGCUGGCGUAUCCUCCUGCUGGUGACCAAGUUAAGGUGUAUGGAUUCAUGGCUGUCCGGGAUACUCGGGACCAUCUGCGUAACUACAUCUUCAACCGCACAAGAGUGGAACAAGAUGACGGAUUUAUACAGUUGUCCGGACCCAAGAGAGGCAUCUGGUGGUAUGACAAGCAACUUGUUGAGUUCGACAUGAGGAUCAAGAGAGGUGACAAUGAAGCGGAUGAUCCGCAGCUCAUCGAUGGCGCCGUGUGGUUCUACGACGGUUGCUCGCCGCACGCUAAAGUGCUCACGCAACGCAUCGACGGUGACUAUGGCUCGGUGGACAUAAGCUACACGCUCCUACAAACAGCGAUGGAGGCCACGGUGCAGAUUGCUGCGUCGGAGCUGGACAGAGACAUAGGCCUACUUGUAAGGGCGUAUUACGUCAGUGAUCUCUUGCACCAGGGGAUGCAGCUGUUCGAUGGCGUUUUCCCUGCUGAUGCUGCUGCUGGUGUUGCCGACAGGUAUGAGCUAGAUAAGUAUGUGGUCGCUGCUUCCAGGCGUACAAAGUUGGCUCUGCAACUGAGGAUCCGUUCUUUGGAUGAUGAUGUUGAUGCUUGGAGAUAUUGUCUCAGCCCAGCCAGUAAGCAUGGAACUGACGACUUCAGUUUCGCUCUCAGUUUCGCGACCAUUGAUGUCAAGAUCUCUUGGUCAACAUUGGACUAG
This is a messenger RNA of Hordeum vulgare subsp. vulgare (domesticated barley), 795 nucleotides long. RefSeq lists its product as uncharacterized. Lineage: Eukaryota; Viridiplantae; Streptophyta; Magnoliopsida; Poales; Poaceae. The transcript has a single exon. The record is from RefSeq and is a predicted model, not a curated record. The coding region runs from base 1 to 795 and encodes 264 amino acids.